CAUUUCUAUCAUUCUGUGUAAUAAAUAAUGCAGGAAAAGCUUAUUUUGAUUGUCCUAUACUCACUGCCAAUAAUAGACUUAAAUUUCUCUUCGGCUGGAUUUUUUGGCUUGUUGCUCAUCACCUCUUCAUAUGCUCAUUGCUUGCAGGUAAGACUAUAGAAUGGCAGAGACUGUGUCUUUGGUUUCUACUGCGCUAGACAGAUUGUUCUUAGUCCUCAAGGAAGCAGAACAUGUACGGGACUUUAAAGGCGAGUUCGAUACUAUGAAGCAGAGACUUGAUAACAUAAAGAAACUAAUCAGUAAUGAAGAGAAUCGUAAUCAGGCUACAGUACAGGAUUGCUUGGCUAGAUUCAGAGAUUUAAUGUAUGAAGCAGAUGAUAUAUUGACAGACUGCCUAAUCAGACAAGAAUAUCAUACUAAGGGAUUUUUCUCAUCCAAAUACUUUCCUCAGAAUUUCUUCUUCUAUCUUCAAACAGCCAAGAAAAUAAAAGAUAUUAAUGCAAGGAUGAAGACGCAGUAUGAUAUUUUGGAGGAAGCCCGACGAGGUGACAACAACCUCCGAAGGAAUGAUACGUUCCAGUUCAGACGCGACGAUGAUCCAUCUGAUGAAAUACUUGGACUUGAAGGUGAUGUGAAGAAGAUACAUGACUGGAUUCUUUGCCCAGAUAAAGAGCUUCAGAAGAUUGCAAUUGUGGGUUUGGGAGGCUUGGGAAAGACGACUCUUGCUAGGCUAAUUUUCAAUAAUGAUGAUGUAAGCAAACAUUUUCAGAAGAAAAUUUGGGUGUCUGUUUCUCAAACAUUUAAAGAGGAUGAUAUCUUGCAGAAAUUACAAGAAAACUUGGGUAGACAGCCAGCUUCACAGACUGGAUCUACCUUUGAAGAUGGGCUAAAACAAAUCAUUUCACAGUUGGAGGAAAUAAGUUGUCUCAUUGUUCUAGAUGAUAUCUGGGACAACAGGCGUCUAGAUUGGUGGAAAAAGAAGUUUUUCCCUGCUCUAUCACAAUCAAGCCACAAACAAAGUUGUGUUAUUAUCACCACCAGAGACGAAGGUGUUGCUAAUGCCAUUGGAGUUGAUGAAUCGUUUGUUCAUAAGCCCAAAUUCCUCAAUGAAGCAGAUAGCUGGUCGUUGUUCUAUAAGCAUGCAUUUGCUAAGGUUGAGAAAAAUUGUUCUGAAAAGUUUAAAGAUUUGGGCAAGAAAAUCGUGGCUAGAUGCGGGGGACU
Messenger RNA from Jatropha curcas, 1221 nucleotides. Its product is annotated as disease resistance RPP13-like protein 4. The record is from RefSeq and is a predicted model, not a curated record. Gene Ontology annotation, molecular function: ADP binding; ATP hydrolysis activity; protein binding. Gene Ontology annotation, biological process: defense response to other organism. Lineage: Eukaryota; Viridiplantae; Streptophyta; Magnoliopsida; Malpighiales; Euphorbiaceae.